Molecule: messenger RNA, 1569 nt
Organism: Aspergillus sclerotioniger CBS 115572
Lineage: Eukaryota; Fungi; Ascomycota; Eurotiomycetes; Eurotiales; Aspergillaceae
Gene: cbpA
Product: putative calcineurin binding protein
Exons: 1
Coding region: 346-1236 (296 amino acids)
Biological process (GO): calcium-mediated signaling
Cellular component (GO): cytoplasm; nucleus
Molecular function (GO): calcium-dependent protein serine/threonine phosphatase regulator activity; nucleic acid binding
Source: RefSeq, a predicted model, not a curated record
CUCGCGCCUAUAAGACGCAAGCGGAUGCGUCUGCAGAAUCCAGAUAUUAUCUACUACUCCUACUACUGCUACUCACUUCAAGAUCAAAUCAAGAUUGGAUGUUCCUGUGGUUGUGGUUCACGCCUUGAAUAAGCGCCCGCCAGUCGACGUCCCGCCGCUUAUCUAUCUGCAUUCCACUCGCUUUAUCAUCGCCGCCUCCUCCUCUCCUCCACUUCUAUCUACCUUCUACUCUACCAUCAACCUUCUCAACUCAACUCUUACCUCCACCAUAUUCUAACAACCACCAACACAAUUAACACAAUUAACACAAUUAACACAAUGAACACAAUGAACACAAUGAACACAAUGAACAUGAACACAUCACCUCCCCAAUAUCUCACCUCCUCUCCCUCCUUCGGCGCCCGUCGGUCCUCGGCCUCGUCUCGCCCAGCUCUCACUCUGGACCUGACCAACCUGCCACCGCUCUCUCAACCCACGCCUCCCUCUAACACUCUCAUCAUCACCGAUCUCAACGACCUCGUCCUCUUCCAACCCAACUCCCUCGCUACUCUCCGCGCCUACCUCGAAUCUCUCGCGCCCCUCAACUCGUUCUCUCCCCUCCCCUCUCUCCGUCGAAUCGUUUGCUCCUUCCACACGGACUCCGACGCUCUCCGCAUCCGCAAACUCCUGACCGGCGCACCGCUCCUGGACCGUCCCGUCCGCCCGAAGGUCUACUUCGGCGAACCCACCCCCAUCCUCGCCGACAUGGAAUCGCGCCCCAAGCUCCUCGAGGCACCUCAAAUUGACAAGCUCUUCUUCAUCAGCCCGCCCCCGUCUCCACCCCACGGCUGGGUCAUGCGCCAGGAGGACCCCCCGAACAAGGAAGUCCACGCCAGCGAUCUCGCCCACGCUCUCGCAAAGCUGAAGACCGAGCAGUCCGGUGCGGAGGUGGAGCCAGUCCCAACGGCCAUGGCCUCCAUCGAACCCGGGACCCCCAUGUCCAUGACCUCUGAUAAGAGGACGGGGAGCUGGCCCGUGGCCCUGUCACAGACCCGCAGUCGGAGCAGCACGCUAAUUUACCACCCCGAGGACCACGGGGGCAGCCCCAACCUGCCGGCCGUCAUGGUGGAGGAUACGAGCGCCUUCCCUGAUGAGGAUAUGGACAUGGAUGUCGAUAUGAGCCCGAUUGAGAUGCCGGUUAAGAAGAUGCCGCCUAAGACGUCGCGGCCACCGGUGGAGCUGAUGGAGGGGAUCUGAGCGCAGUGUUCCACUGCCUUCUUUCCUUUCUAUCGGCUUUUGAGUGUUAUUUAUUUGGCCUUAUUGUACAGUCUGGCGCGCGGGGGUGUUUCUACUAUUACUUGGCGUGCGUGGGAUGCAUUGUUUUUUUGGGCCAUUAGGGUUUGCAGUUAACAUUGAUGGCGUUUCUCUUGGGAUGGGAGAUUGUCUUGUGCGCAUACAUACAGCAUUGGUUAUGAAGCAUAUUUCAGCAUCGUUGGCUUGGUUUUCUUAAUUUCUUUUCAUCUGUGAUCGAUUCUACAGGCCGGUCGGUAUACAUAGUGGCAUACAUAAAAUGGACCUCCCCUUUUCAAA